CUAAACUAAUCAAAGCACUGGAAUUGGAAACCCACAGAAACUUGGAGCGGCGAUUAUAGAGAGAUAGAGAGAGAAUCACAUUCAAUAUUUUUUAAGGUAUAAGACCCAAAAUUGCAGGAUUUCCCGUGAAGGCUCACAGGCCAAUAAAGCCAUAACCACCCACCUUCAACAUCAUUUCACGCAUUUCACUCUUCAUUUCCAUUUCCAUAUUCAUCCAUCUAAAAAGUUUUCUUGAUCACUUUUCUCAACUCUUACCCAAUUCUUUUAUAUUUGGUGAUUUAAUUUUCAAGUCACCUUUUGACUCAAACACUAUUGAAGUGUGAUCUAUCGUCAUCAUCGUCACCAUCAUCAUUUGAGGUUGUUGCGAGAUUAUUGGAAUGGAUUCUUGCUGUGUGGCCCUGAAAGCCAAUGCCCAUGUGGCAAAAACUAGCAAAGGUGAUUUCAUGUAUGGAGAUAAAGAGUUUUGGGGUGAAAGGAUCAGAGGGAGUCUCAACAAUAGUAUUUGGUCCAAUCAGAUGACAAGAAGCUUAAGAGCUGAGAGGAAUGCCAUCAAGGUCAAGCCUGGUGUUGCUCAUGCUGUUUUAACAUCAAACAAUCCCAAGGAGUCUAUGACCUUACAACCACCAAGAUUUGAGAGACGAAAAGUGGACCCAACAAAUGUAGCAGCAAUCAUAUUGGGAGGAGGUGCAGGGACUCAGCUGUUUCCUCUUACCAGAAGGGCAGCAACACCAGCUGUGCCAGUGGGAGGAUGCUAUAAACUAAUAGACAUUCCAAUGAGCAACUGCAUCAACAGUGGCAUAAACAAAAUAUUUGUACUGACCCAAUUCAACUCUGCUUCCCUUAAUCGGCACCUUGCACGCACAUACUUUGGAAAUGGUAUUAACUUUGGAGACGGUUUUGUGGAGGUCCUAGCAGCAACUCAAACGCCUGGAGAAGCAGGAAUGCAGUGGUUCCAAGGAACUGCAGAUGCUGUGAGGCAAUUUAUUUGGGUUUUUGAGGAUGCCAAGAACAGAAAUGUUGAGAAUAUAUUGAUCUUGUCCGGAGAUCAUCUUUACCGAAUGGAUUAUCUGGAUUUUUUGCAGCAUCAUGUUGACAGUAAUGCUGAUAUCACGAUUUCAUGUGCUCCAGUCAGUGAGAGCCGCGCAUCAGAUUAUGGUUUGGUGAAGAUAGACAACAGGGGACGAAUUGUCAAUUUUGCUGAAAAACCAACUGGUGCUGAGCUGAAAUCAAUGCAAGCUGAUACCACUCAUCUAGGAUUAUCUCUGCAAGAUGCCCUCAAAACCCCUUAUAUCGCAUCAAUGGGAGUCUAUGUAUUUAGGACUGAGAUUCUGCUGAAGCUUCUACGGUGGAGAUACCCUACAUCAAAUGACUUUGGAUCUGAAGUCAUCCCCGCUGCUGUUAUGGAGCACAAUGUUCAAGGAUAUAUUUUUAGAGACUACUGGGAAGAUAUAGGAACAAUAAAGACAUUUUAUGAAGCAAACUUGGCUCUCACUGAUGAGCCUCCAAAGUUUGAAUUUUAUGACCCAAAGACACCCUUCUACACAUCUCCUCGAUUUCUACCACCAACCAAAAUGGAUAAGUGCCGGAUUGUAGAUGCGAUAAUUUCCCAUGGGUGCUUCUUGCGAGAAUGUACUAUACAACACUCUGUGGUUGGUGAACGCUCACGUUUAGAUUAUGGUGUAGAGCUAAAGGACACUGUGAUGUUGGGAGCUGACAACUACCAAACUGAAGCUGAAAUCGCAUCUCUUUUGGCAGAGGGCAAAGUCCCUAUUGGUGUUGGAAGAAACUCAAAGAUCAAGAACUGCAUAAUUGACAAGAAUGCGAAAGUAGGAAAAAAUGUGAUCAUCACAAACAAAGAUGGUGUGCAAGAAGCAGAUAGGCCAGAAAAAGGAUUUUACAUUCGUUCUGGAAUCACAAUUAUAGCAGAGAAGGCGACAAUAGAAGAUGGCACAGUAAUAUAAAUGGAUCCAGAGCAUGUUCAAGGACUGGUUGGCUGUACAAGGGUGUUAAGAGAGGUAACCUGUUGAUUGCGUAGCGAAGAAGCUGACAUGAGGAGUGAUGAUAAUGGCAGCAUUUUGUUCUGUUGAGAAGAAGCAAGCUGCACCUUCUUUAUCACUAUGUAAAUUACAGGCUCGUCCAGUGCUCAUAAAACUAGAGCUUCCUUCUAGUGUUAUGGUCGCAAUAAGCCUCCAAAUAAAUCAAAAGAGCAUAUCAAUUAGCUACGUAGUUUCUUUUAGAACAUUUCUUUUUAGAGACUAUCUAUAUGAGCUGAUAAACUUUGUAUCAGUGUGGAUCUUUUUUUAAUAAUAUUAUGAAGCCUUUAUGUGUAGUA
Molecule: messenger RNA, 2332 nt
Organism: Manihot esculenta (cassava)
Lineage: Eukaryota; Viridiplantae; Streptophyta; Magnoliopsida; Malpighiales; Euphorbiaceae
Product: glucose-1-phosphate adenylyltransferase large subunit 1
Exons: 15
Coding region: 378-1961 (527 amino acids)
Biological process (GO): glycogen biosynthetic process
Molecular function (GO): glucose-1-phosphate adenylyltransferase activity
Source: RefSeq, a predicted model, not a curated record